Zootoca vivipara (common lizard) is the source of this 5662-nucleotide messenger RNA. The record is from RefSeq and is a predicted model, not a curated record. Lineage: Eukaryota; Metazoa; Chordata; Lepidosauria; Squamata; Lacertidae.
UGAGCUCUGGGUCAAACUAUAUAUUAUGUGGGAGAUUUUUGACUGGCUUAUUAAAAAAAUACUUCAAAGCAGCAUGGAGUGGCUGGGUUUGGUGGUGGCUCUGGGUGAGAGGUGUUGUUUUAACCUUUUCUCUCUGUGCCAUUUCCAUGUUUUAAAAACCUGCUAGUAGUGGCAGUGGGGGAAAAGACUGGCAGCUAUCUUUUACCUACUAUAACUAAUAACUGAUUCAGGGAGGGGAAAAGACUUUGAAACUCCAUGCAGAGAAAAUGUUAGGUCGUCAGACCACAGUGGUGAUCUACCCAUUUUGGACCAUAGUGGUAAUCUAGUUCAACACCCCCACCCCAGCAACUUUACAUCUCCCAUGUUGUUUGACCCUUUCCCCUUUCAGCUUUUGUAUGUGAACAUGUGAGAUGCUGCUGCAAUUGAAAGAAUUUUUUUGGCUAAUUUAUACAUUUUUUGCCGGAGAUUUUUUCCUCCUUACCGCAAGCACUGCAUUUUCUUGCAUCACUGCUGUAGCAACUGAAGGCGCUGGCUGACAGAACAAAGAGCUCAGUGCCCUCAUUGCCGGUAAGCUUACCUCUAAAGCUCUAUUUUGUUUUAGUUGGGGGCACUUAUUUUUGCUGCACUGUUUACUUAAGGUGAAGGUGGAUGGCAGGUAGCCUGUAGGCCCGUUUUGACCUAUGAAGCAAUGUUAUUUGACCCAUAGUGGCGUUACCAAAUCAGGGUAUGGUAAAAACUUGUCCUACAAAUGUGGAAAAGAAAGGAGUUUUCAAAAAUUGUGUGAGAGAUUCUACCAUCUUGCUGUUGCAUCUCUCUUUUGGUUCUGUGGCCGAGCACCUUUUUAGCCUAUGUAGAGCAUCCUUCAUUGUCUAGAUGCACCUGGCCAUUCUGGCGGGGACUGAUGGCAGUUGUAGUCUACAACAUCUGGAGGUAACCAAGUUGAGGAUGGCUGGUGUAGAGCCUGAAUGCUCAUGAAUAAUUUUUUUGUUUUUAGGUUCCAGGAUUUUCAAGGAGGAUUAAAUUAUUUGCAAGGCUUCCCGAAGGAGCAUUAAAACAUUUUGCAGUUCCUCAUGAAUUUAUUUCAUAUGAAACUGUGUGAGGUCAGAAGGCAAAUUCCAGUUUCCUCCCUCAGUCAGGGCCUCACUAAUGGUCCCUCCCCUUCAAACUCCCAGCUGUGUUCAGUCAAUCCAUUAAAUGUCCUAAUGGCUGGGGGAAAUGAUGAAAAUUAAUACAUAUCUAAUUUAGUGAUUUACCUUUAACUGCAUACAUGCCAGCCUCCUAAUAAUAAUGUUUGCUUGAAUAUUCAUGGAGGAUAAGGCUAUCAGUGGCUAUUAGCUAGAAUGGCUGUGCUCUUCCCCAGUGAUGGAGUUAGUAUACCUCUGAAAUAAAUAGGGGUGAGGGCUGUUGCACUCAGGCUGGCCCUGGGGGCUUCCCAUAGGCAUCUGUUUGGCCUCUCUAAGAACAGAAUGCUGUAUUAGAUGGGGUUUUGGUUUGAUUCAGCAGCCAGGCUUUCCCUGUGUUCUUGCUUUCGUAGAGUGUAGGAAUUGGUUCCUAAUUGCUAAACUAAAUUCCUUGCAAUCUUACUUGGGAAAACUAAUUACUUGCAGGGCCCCACUCCAGCUGCGAGAACUUGUCAACUGUCGUUGGGCUGAGGAGGUCACCCAGCAGCUUGACACACUUCAGCUGUGCAAUUUGAACAAGCAUGAAGAAAAUGAAAAGGACAAGUGUGAGAAUCAUCAUGAAAAGCUCAGUGUCUUUUGUUGGACAUGUAAGAAAUGCAUUUGCCACCAGUGUGCUCUUUGGGGUGGAAUGCAUGGAGGACAUACGUUCAAACCGUUAGCCGAAAUUUAUGAACAGCAUGUCACAAAAGUAAAUGAAGAGGUGGCAAAGCUUCGCCGAAGACUUAUGGAGUUGAUCAGUUUGGUGCAAGAAGUGGAAAGGAAUGUAGAAGCAGUACGCAGUGCGAAAGACGAGCGUGUUCGGGAAAUCAGGAAUGCAGUAGAGAUGAUGAUUGCUAGGCUAGACACUCAGCUGAAGAACAAACUUAUAACACUAAUGGGUCAGAAGACAUCCCUCACCCAAGAAACUGAACUCCUGGAAUCCCUGUUACAAGAAGUAGAGCACCAGCUACGCUCAUGCAGUAAAAGUGAACUGAUAUCAAAAAGCUCGGAGAUAUUGAUGAUGUUUCAGCAGGUGCAUCGGAAACCCAUGGCCUCCUUUGUCACUACACCUGUCCCUCCAGACUUCACAAGUGAGUUGGUUCCUGCAUAUGAUUCAACUACCUUUGUCUUGGAGAACUUCAGCACUUUACGCCAGCGGGCAGAUCCAGUUUACAGUCCACCUCUUCAAGUUUCUGGGCUUUGCUGGAGGCUCAAGGUUUAUCCAGAUGGAAACGGAGUGGUGCGAGGCUAUUAUUUAUCUGUGUUUCUCGAGCUGUCAGCUGGAUUGCCAGAAACAUCCAAGUAUGAAUACCGUGUCGAAAUGGUCCACCAAUCCACUAAUGAUCCUGCUAAAAAUAUCAUUCGAGAGUUUGCAUCUGAUUUUGAAGUUGGCGAGUGCUGGGGUUACAACAGGUUCUUUCGACUGGACUUGCUUGCUAAUGAGGGCUACUUAAACAGGCAGAAUGAUACUGUCAUCUUAAGGUUCCAGGUGCGGUCACCCACCUUCUUCCAGAAAUGUCGGGAUCAGCACUGGUACAUUUCUCAGCUGGAAGCUGCUCAGACAAGCUAUGUCCAACAGAUAAAUAACCUUAAAGAGAGGCUUGCAAUCGAGCUUUCUCGUACCCAGAAAUCCCGUGGCAUGUCUCCCCCUGAUACUCACCUCAGCCCACAAAGUGAUGAUGGUCCAGAAGCAAGACCUAAGAAGUCAGGAUCAAACUCGGAAGUGCAUAUUGAGGCUGUGGCCAGCACAGCAUCUGCUAGAGAAGCAAAGGAUGACGAGGAAGAAAAAAUACAGUAUGAAGACUUCAAUCAUGAACUCUCAGAUGGGGACCUUGAUGUCGAUCUUGUUGGGGAGGAUGAGGCAAACCACCUGGAUGGCAGCAGCUCUUCAGCUAGUUCCACAGCGACCAGCAACACAGAAGAAAAUGAUAUUGAUGAAGAGACCAUGUCUGGGGAAAAUGAUGUGGAAUACAAUCACAACAUGGAGUUGGAGGAAGGAGAUAUUGUGGAGGAGGCAGCUUCUGCCGCAGCAGGUGCCUCGGGUGGGAGCCACGGCUAUCCCACUGCAAGCAGCCGCAUGUCCAGGAGGGGAGGAAGCGCACUAGGCUCUUCAGCCAGUAGCAGCUUACUUGACAUAGACCCUUUGAUUUUAAUUCACCUGUUGGACCUGAAGGACAGGAAUGGGAUGGAAAACCUGUGGGGCCUACAGCCGCGCCCUCCUGCUUCACUGCUGCAGAACAGAGCAUCCUAUUCUCUAAAAGAGAGGGAUCAGCGGAGGCACCAGGCCAUGUGGCGUGUUCCACCAGACUUGAAGAUGCUGAAGAGGUUGAAAAGCCAGAUGGCCGAAGUCCGCAGUAAAAUGUCAGAUGUGAAGAACCAGCUGUCGGAGGUCCGGAGCAGCAACGCUUCUGAUGGGCCAGCUGCUUACUCGUUUCCUGGUGACCAGGGAACCUUAGCUACUUGUGGGACGGAGAGCUACAACAAGCUACAAGAACUUGGGAGGGAGCUGCUGACAAAAUCAUCCCUCUCUAGCUGCUACAUACGUAAUUCCACAAAUAAGAAAAUGCAUUCAAACAAAGCUAGUCGAAGUGGAGCAGCAGGGAGUUUGUCUCUGCGAAGAGCAAUGGAUUGUGGGGAUGGAAAUCUUCACUUGAAGGGAGAUUGUCAGAUUUCCUCUGAAGGUUGCCUGGGAAACCCAAAGCCCAGCAGUAGGCAUGGCUCCCCCAGGUCCUUGAUGAACGGCUGUGCCUCAGAGCCAUUGUCUAAGCCCGAAGACAGGCAGUGUGAAGUCUCAGAUUCUGAUGUGGGUGCAUGUGGCUUAAAUGGCAUAAUGCCUGUGGAAAAGGCCAGGAAAAUCACUGCUGUGGGACCCAAUUCAAAUAGAUGCCGCGUGGAAACAACAGAGCCUGCUGACUUAGAAAACAACACGGAGGCUGGAGAGCUGCAGGUUGUGCUCUCUGAGGGAGCCUCAGCAGGGGCAGAAGAAGCUGGGCUUUGCCAGAAGCACAUCCUUCACCUCCUGCCAGGCAUGAGCAGUGACAGUGACAUUGAAUGCGACACAGAGAAUGAAGAGCAGGAGGAUGGGGAAGCUGCCAGUGCCGUUCCAGAUGUCUUCAGCCAGGCUUUCCAGUCCCAGCCUUCAAGUGAUGCCUUUGAGCUAUGCUCAGUUUUUCCUGAGGGUGACCAAACAGGCCCCGAAGACCUCCCUUUUGCCACCGGAAAGGACGGCAGCACAAGGUAGAGCAUGAGGUAGCAGGGGCUACCCAAAGCAUUCAUUAGCCAGUUGAAGGUGGCUGGAUGAAGCAUCACAGGGUCCUGCUUAAUUCACCUGCAUUGUUUCUGGUAAUGCCUUGUGCACAUUUCCUUGCUCCUUCCAGUCCUUUUCCUACUGAAAAUCUAGCUGUACUUGGCUUUUCUGAUCCUGCUUGGUGUCAAUCUGCAUCCUGCGUGCCUCUAAAAGGUGCUGGAGCCUCAGCCUUGCUCUUCAUGGCUGAGGAGUUUGGGAUGGGAGAGGGAGAAGGGGAAGGGAAUGCCCAUGCCACCUUUAUUUUUAAGUGAAUUGAAAUGACACUAAAGCUGUUACACUUCUGAUUCCUGAACUACUUACAGUGAAAUGCCUCUAUCCAUGAGUCUCUCCUCUCUCCCCUGCCCCCUCCUCCCAUUAGUCCAUUUUUGGCCAGUUGAAAACACUUGUUGCCAAACUCUUUUGCCACUGUGCAUUGCAUCUCAGCUGCUAAAGGUGUUUUGUGAAGCUAAGCUGAAUUGGCUGUUUUCUUUAAAGCAUGAGUUACUGUAUAAAUGUUUGUUGCGUCCUCCUGAAUGUUGUACUAAAUGGAAGGAUUUAUUCUUAAAUUGUCGUUUUAACUGCUGUAAAAAUUCAUAUAGUUCAGAUGAAAAUGGUUUGCACUUUUAAUUAAUAAAAUGAACAUGGAAAUGACAGUGCUUGUGCAGUUUAAACCACAGACCUUGGACUUAAAGGGAUAUUGUGUGUUGUAUGGGGAUGGCAGAUUGUAUGCAAUAAAUAGCUGUUAAAAUGCCCUGAUUGUUACAAGCUGGUGAAGAGAGAGUGCCUAAAGCAGAGAAUGAGAUGCAUAUCCUUAGGAUUUCUUAUCAAUGCAGCAGCACUGAUGAUGGUAUUUAAGGUUGGGUCUGCUCCAGUGGAUAAACUUGGCCACAUCCCUCUGCCACUUGAUAUACCUCUUCUCCACUUGCUUUAUUGGUCAUAGCUUGAUUGCUGAAAUCUCCCAACCCACACUUCACAGUGCCCACGUUAGACACAAAGAUGUAACAUUUUCUCUUGAAAGUGUAGCUUGCACUGGGUAAGGUCAAUUCCAAUACUCCAAAAUGUCAAGCCAUUUGCAAGUUCCUCUGGUGAUAUUUUCAGUUAGAACAGCAAGACUGUGCUUAGCAGCAGAAUUGAAGUCCUGUUGUUGCCUGACGUAAGAUUCCCCACCCCCCAAUUUAGCUCCUUUUAAAAAGUAACUUUGUUUCCCCCCCUCUUG